This is a messenger RNA of Besnoitia besnoiti, 1026 nucleotides long. RefSeq lists its product as uncharacterized. Lineage: Eukaryota; Apicomplexa; Conoidasida; Eucoccidiorida; Sarcocystidae. Bases 1 to 1026 code for a protein of 341 amino acids. The transcript has a single exon. The record is from RefSeq and is a predicted model, not a curated record.
AUGGAGUAUGUUUGGAAUCAUUACGAAUCGCGCUCUAGCGCGACGCCAGACCAGGCGACAGUCGCGUCCCCUGCGAGAAGGGGUUCUUCGCCUUUCCUGCAGUCUCAUCGUUCCAGAACGUUCGUUUCCUUUCUCGUUGCCGUGUUGCUGGUCGCCGCGGCGUCAAUGCCUGACGCGUGCGUUGGUGCGCCGGGGGCGCGGCGCUCGUCGAAGGAGAAGCUCAGCAGCGAGGACAGGAUCAGGUCGCUGGAGAGUUUUCUGCGCGAAGACGAUGAGCUUGCCGGCAAUGAGGAGCUUCAACAAGAGUUGUCACGCGUGAAAAUGUACUUCAACCUGUACACAACGACCACGACGAAGCCGCCGCCUCAGAAUAUCGUAUUGGACGCGGGAAAGGAGAUCAGCAUGGGCGUGUGGAACGGCUUACUCGCGCCGUUCCGGCUCUUCAAGAAUCUGUUGACGAAACCCACGACGACGAUGGAGGCCGCCGCGAUGUCGGGAGGCAUGACGAUGUCCAAACUCGGGCACGCGCUGCGGGCGACGGUGAGCAGCGAAGAGAGCUCUGGCAGGCACUGGCGCGAACUGGGCCGCGACCUGGUGCGCGCGGCGACGAUGCAUCCCGAGAGGCAGCGCGAGCUCGAACGCCUCAGCCGCAUCCACAAGGCGCAGAUGCUGCAGGCGGGCAUCUACCGCACAGACGCUGAACAGGAGGAAGCCGACCGCCGGCUGAAGAUCGCCAUGGGGUACGACGAGAAAAAGAAGGCCGAAGCGCUCCGCGAGUAUGGAAAACAAAAGGAAAGAUACUUGAAAUACCAGAAACUGAGGGAACAAGAAGCCGCAGCCGCUGCUGGCAAAGUCAACGCGGACCAGCGAGAGGCCGGCGAAGGCCCCCGCGAGGCAGCUCACGGGCAGGACGAAGCAGCGACCCCCUCAGAGGAGGUGGGCGGUCUCUCGGAGGGUUCCGCCGCCAGCCUCAGUCAAUCGUCAGAGGAACCCGGUCUGCAGAAACAGGCGGACAGCACGAGGUGA